CAAGAGUUUAUUGUGCAAAAAUAAAAAUACACCAAUUAGCAGAAUAAAGCAAGAUUUUGGUACAUAACUCUAAUUGAAAUGAUGAAGAAGCCUGAAAUACACAGGGGACUCUUAUUUUGCAAUGUCUACACUCCCCGUUGAGAGUUCACCUGAGCUCAAACCCAUUUCCUGAAUCUUUUCAGCUGAUGCAUUUAAAGGGACAGUUCACCCAAAAAUGAAAAUUCUCUCAUCAUUUCCUCACCCUCAUGUCAUCCCAGAUGUGUGUGACUUUCUUUCCUCUGUAGAGCACAAUUGAAGAUUUUUAGAAGAAUAUUUCAGCUCUGUAGGUCCAUACAAUGCAAGUGAAUGGUGACCAGAACUUUAUAGCUCCAAAAAGCACAUAAAGGCAGCAUAAAAGUAAUCCAUACGACUCCAGUGGUUUAAUCCAUGUCUUCAGAAGUGAUAUGAUAGAUGUAAGUUAAAAACACGUACAUUUGUAAGUCCUUUUUUACUAUAAAUCUCCACUUUCACUUCUACAUAGUGGAUUUUGCAACUAAAGGCCGAUAGACGAUUAAUCGGCCGAUUUCAUUGAAUGGGGGCUGUUAUCUAUUCUUAUGUAUGUUAUGUAAAUGAGGUCGUAAUAGCUGUAUUGUGUGUUUCUGUUGUUCUCAGGUGUGUGAGCAGGUAAGAUGGGAGUUCAUGGCUUGUGGAAGCUCUUGGAAAGCACCGGAAAACCCAUCAACCCUGAGACACUGGAGGGGAAGAUCUUAGCUGUCGAUAUCAGCAUCUGGUUGAAUCAGGCGGUCAAAGGUGUGCGGGAUCGUGACGGUAAUAACGUUCAGAACGCUCAUCUGCUUACACUCUUCCAUCGGCUCUGUAAGCUGCUGUUCUUCAGGAUCAAACCCGUGUUUGUGUACGAUGGAGACGCGCCGCUGCUCAAGAAACAAACACUGGCGAUCAGGAGACAGCGCAGGGAGGAAAUGACACGUGAAUCCAAACAGACCAAUGAAAAACUGCUCAGGACGUUUCUGAAGAGACAAGCCAUCAAAGCUGCUCUGGGAGAUCACAGUCAAGAGGCGAUUCCCAGCCUGUCGUCUGUCAGAUGUGAUGAUGGUGAUGACAUGUACGUUCUGCCGACUCUUCCUCCUGAUGAAGAGAAAGAGCAGAGCAGUUCAGAAGAGGAGACGGAGAGAGAUGAAUCUGUGCAGAACUACAGCACAUAUCAGGAAGCCAUAUAUGAAAACCCAAACUCUGUUGACAUUAAUUCAGAGGAGUUUUCAAUCAUGCCACCAGAAAUCAAACAUGAAAUCCUCAAAGAAAUGAAAGAGUUGAACAAAAGACGACGCACACUGUACCACAAACCACCGGAGCGGUCAGGUGACUUCUCUCAGUAUCAGUUAGCCGGUUUACUGCAGAGAAACAAACUAAACCAGCGUCUGGAGGGAGUGGAGAAGGAAAUGAAUCAUCGCAGCUCUGGAGGGGCGGAGCAACAGUUAGGCGAGAGUAAAGAUCAUGACGUGGAGGUCAGACGGCUUGUGUCAGAGAACUCAUCACAUUACAUACUCAUUAAAGGGUCCCAAAAGGCCGCUAAGACUCCAGACAGUCGGCCGUCGCCAGCGCUGUGGUCCAGCUGUCCAUGGGAAAGAAAAGGAAGACCUACCGGAAAACCUGAGCCACUGUGGCGGCCAAUCACAGAAGAUGACGAGAACAAGCCUUCCUCCUCCUCCUCUUCAUCAGCCUCUAAACAGAUGUGUGUUCAGGAGGAGGAAGCGCCACCCUCCCCUCGCACCCUACACGCCAUCCAGAGUGCCAUGAUGGACACCAGCUCUGAUGAAGAUGAUGAAGCAGUCCCUUUGAGAGCCGCACACAGUGGAGGUAGAACAACUGGAGCUGAAGAUAAAGAUGGAAGUGUUUCACCUCAAACUCUCCACGCCAUCCAAAACACCCUCAAGGAUGAUUCAACAGCCACCGAUCUCCACAGAAACAGGAAACGCAUCAUCACGAUCAGCUCAGAUGAAGAUGAGGGUGAACAGACAGUUGUAAUUAAUGAUAACGAGCAGCUGACCGGAGACAGUGGUGUUUCUCCCAGAACUUUGCUGGCCGUUCAAGAAGCUCUGGGCUCUAAAACGGUCAUGAGAAGCUCUGAGCGAGAAGACUCGGAGGAGGUUCUUGGAAUCAGAAGCGCCGCUGCUGCGCCGGACGGAUCUGAUCUGAUUCCAGGUGUUUCCUUACAGGCAGGUUCUUUAAAGUCAGAAUCAAAACAUCAGUCCAGUACGCCUCUUAUUCUUCAUGGUUCUAAACCCAAAAGUCCAGAAGACACAUGCGUGUCAGGAGGCGAUGUUCUUCUGAGCUCGUCCUCUGAUCGUAAACAUGUGAAAACGGAUGAUAAAGACGAUCACAUGGAAGAAAAAAACUGUGAGAUUGUUGUGAAGAGUGAAGAUGAUGUGGACAGCAGCUCUGAAGAGAGUUUUAUAGAAGUGUCUGAUGCUGAGAAACCGUCUGAAACGGAGGAAGAACCAGUGAAUAAAAUCACAUCAGAUGACGAGAAUAAGAAAGAAAAGGAGGAAGACAUGAAAGAGUCGAGCGAUCAAAGCUCAGAUGUAGAUAAUAGUGCAAUCAACGAGUCCAAAACUGAACCGCCUCCUGCUGUGAGCGAGUGGGAACACAUUGAUGUGGAGGAGCUGGUGCAGUUAGAGAGAGAUCUACAGGAUGAACAGAUCAGUCUGAGAGAGCAACAACAACAACAGGAACGCCACAGCAGCACCGUUACUGGACAGAUGUGUCAAGAGAGCCAGGAGCUGUUGCGUUUGUUUGGCGUACCUUUUAUAGUGGCACCGAUGGAGGCGGAAGCUCAGUGUGCGGCUCUGGACCGCUCGGAUCAUACGCACGGCACCAUCACUGACGACAGCGACAUCUGGCUCUUCGGUGGCCGUCACGUCUACAAGAACUUCUUCAACCAGAACAAAUACGUGGAGCAUUUCCAGUCUGUGGACUUGCAGAACCAACUGGGUUUAGACAGGACUAAGAUGAUCAAUCUGGCGUAUCUGCUGGGCAGCGACUACACUGAAGGCAUUCCAGGGGUGGGAUACGUCACCGGAAUGGAGAUACUCAACGAGUUUCCUGGUGCUGGAUUAGAACCACUCAUGCAGUUCAGUGAGUGGUGGACCGAAGCUCAGGAGAAUAAGAAACUGGCUGUUAAUCCCAAAGACACAAAAGUGAAGAAGAAACUGAGAAACGUACAGCUUCAUCCUGGUUUUCCAAACCCUGUCGUGGCUCAAGCGUACCUGCAGCCCACCGUUGACCAAUCAGACGCCUCGUUCAGCUGGAGCCACCCACACCUGGAGCUCAUUAAGGAAUUCUGUCAGAGUCGUUUUGGUUGGAACAGCAGAAAGACGGAUGAGACGUUACGACCCGUUCUAAAACAGCUUAAUACCCAACAGACGCAGCUUCGCAUCGAUUCAUUCUUCCAUUUGGAGCAGCAGGAGCGGCAGGCGAUCCGUAGUCAGCGUCUGCGCAGAGCGGUCACCUGUCUCAAGAGAAAAGAACGAGAGGAGGAUGACGAUGAGGAUGAUGAAGAGACUUCUCCAGCUAAACAGGGAAAGAGUGCGGCCUCCAAUCUGUGCCGGGGUGGAGAGGAGGCCCCUGGUGCUGCGGGGCCCUUAGCGGGAGGGUUUCUAGGGUCAGCGGUGCAUGUAAACACCCCUACAGACCUGCCGGAGGGCGGAGUUUCUCAUGACAGGAUGCUGAUGUCAUCGGGGGCGGAGUCAAGCAGCUCCAGCUCAGAGGAUGAUGUGGAACGUGGGCGGGGUGUUGUUAUGGUGACGGCGCGAUCCGUGUUCGGGGACAACAAGAGGAAGACGAACAGGGCGAGGAGGAGGAGGAAGAGGGAGAGGAAGGAGCAAAAACGAAUGACAACAAACAUAUUAUAAGUGAUUAAUUAUGGUGCUGUGCAAUUAAGAUCCAGCAUAAUGGACCCUCUUCAUAUAACCCAUAAGGGCAAUAUUUGUCAACUCAACUCAAAAUGUUGUUUUUGAUAAGUGUGUUUACUGCUGAAAGAUAAACAUAAAUUAAUAUUAAAGCCAAAAUAUUAAAUGCCAUGGAUCAAUAUCUACUGAGUAAUGCAUUAUUUUGUAGAGGGGAUCAAAAUGCAAAUUUUCCCCUACAGCUCAAACUACAGCUAAAAAAAAAUAACCUUGGAAAGAUGUCAGUGUCAUUAUUUUAUUUGUACACAGAGAUCGGUAGAUCUAUUACUCAAAUCAGUUGACUUCAGCACCCCUUGGUGCAUUAUAUGCAAACGGGGUGAGUCCAAAAAUGGGACAAAACACUUUUUUUGUGCUGUUUUUCCCAAAUUGAAGUGCCUAUAAUUCCAGAAUUAUGAAAUAUAUCUUAAUAUACAUUCAGAUUCUGGUUCAAAACAAACUUUAAUUGUUAUAUCUUCAUUCGUAAGACCCUAAAUGGUUAUAUCCCGGAGAUAUGGGGCUCUCAACGCGUCUCCAUUCAUAAAUUUGACCCAUUGAUAAUGGUUGAGAACCAAAUGUAGGUCACAUGGUAGGAAGAUCAUUUUUCAUGUCCAACAAAAAGUUCUUAAGUACAAAUAAUGUUGAUAUCAGAAAUGUACCUUUUAUUUAUUCACAUUAAAACAAUAAUGUCACAGCAGGGUAAAUGUUAAAAUGUACAUUACAUUAUUAAAAAAUGAAAAUGUAUAAAUAAGGCGGAAACACAUCACAGGCUGUGAAAAGGGUCCAUCGUUUCAUAAAUGCAACAAUGUAAAAUAGUCAAAUCAAGUAUCUCUUUUUGACACAUUAUUUCAGAUCUCAUUCCUUCUUUAAACUGAAUCUUCCAAACUAUUCCAACAUACUGUAUGAACUGUUUUUACCUUUAGAUGAAUAUGCAAGAAUGUUUUUCCUUUACACAAAGAACAAUAAAAUUGCCAAUUCAAAUCUAAACUUAUUUGUACUUUGCUUUUUAUAAUACAAAUCAUCCUAAAGCAACUUUACUAUU
Molecule: messenger RNA, 4980 nt
Organism: Xyrauchen texanus (razorback sucker)
Lineage: Eukaryota; Metazoa; Chordata; Actinopteri; Cypriniformes; Catostomidae
Gene: ercc5
Product: excision repair cross-complementation group 5
Biological process (GO): nucleotide-excision repair
Cellular component (GO): nucleus
Molecular function (GO): single-stranded DNA binding; DNA endonuclease activity
Source: RefSeq, a predicted model, not a curated record